Messenger RNA from Benincasa hispida (wax gourd), 2174 nucleotides. Its product is annotated as BTB/POZ domain-containing protein At5g47800-like. Lineage: Eukaryota; Viridiplantae; Streptophyta; Magnoliopsida; Cucurbitales; Cucurbitaceae. The record is from RefSeq and is a predicted model, not a curated record.
UUGCUCUCUCUCUGUCUUUCCUUUUCUUUCUAUUCAAGCAGCUUAUCAUAACGUACGUGGUUUUGAUGCAUUGCCAUGUUGACUAAUUCCAAUCAACCACGCAUUCUCUCUCUAUUGGUUCAAUUCAUUAAUAUUUUCCCUUUGGUUUGAUGAUUUUGGUACUGCAACUCACAACCUGUAGCCAACUAUGCACUGUGGAUGGACUUUGCAGCCUUUUCCAAAUCUAAACCUUUCUGUCAUGGUUUGUAGGUAGAGAAUUAAGGUACCAUUUCAAGUUGGUUACUGGCAGCCAUGAAGUUUAUGAAAUUAGGAACAAGGCCAGACACCUUCCACACAGAACAAGCCACCAGGACUGUCAUUUCAGAUGCACCCAAUGACCUUGUUAUCAAAAUAAACAACAUCACUUAUCUCAUUCACAAGCUGCAGUUCCCUAUGCUUCCGAAAUGCGGACUUUUACAGCGACUUUGCUCGAACAAUGGCAAUGGUGAUGAUCACAAAACAAGAAUAGAGCUCCAUGAAAUUCCAGGUGGAGAAGAAGCUUUCGAGCUGUGUGCUAAAUUCUGCUAUGGAAUGACAAUCAAUCUGAGUGCCCAUAACUUGGUCUCUGCUUUCUGUGCUGCUAACUUUCUUGGAAUGAAUGAAUCAACAAACGAAGGGAACUUCAUCGUCAAGCUUGAAUCUUUCUUUCUUUCUUGCAUCCUCUGUGGUUGGAAGGACUCCAUUUUAACGCUUUCUUCUUCACUUGGCCUUUCUGAAUGCUCCCAUAAUCUUGGUCUCACUACCAAAUGCAUCGAUUCUAUCAUCCACAAAAUCCUUACUCCUCCUUCUAAGGUCACAUGGUCCUACACGUACACCAGACUCGGCUACAACAAGAAGAACCACCGUUUAGUGCCAAAAGAUUGGUGGACAGAGGACAUAGCCGAUCUCAACAUCGAUCUAUUCCGUUGUAUAAUCGCAGCGAUUUCAUCAACUUGCAUACUACCUCCACCGUUAAUCGGUGAAGCUUUGCAUGUCUAUACUUGCCGAUGGCUUUCCGACGUCCGAGACACAUCUACGUCGAAAACCGAAGCAAACGUAGAGAAGAAUCGACUAAUCCUAGAAACCAUAAUCAGCUUAAUUCCUCCAGAUAAAGAAUCAGUGUCAGUAAACUUCUCACUUAGGCUACUUAGCCUUGCAAAUAUCUUGGGAGCGUCUCAAGUAACAAAGGCAGAAAUUAUAAGAAGAUGCAGCCUUCUAUUGGAAGAGGCAACUGUGAGUGAUUUACUUUUUCCUUCAAAAGAUGAAGUUGAUGUUGAUGAGCAAUGUUUGAAUGAUGUUGAUUUGGUUGUGAGUGUUUUAGAGAGUUUUUUGAGAAGAAAUUCAGAUGUGGAAAAUGCAGAGGUUUUGAGAUCUAUAACAAAAGUUGGGAAACUCAUUGAUUGUUAUCUCCAAGUGGUUGCUAGAGACCCCAAAAUGGGUGUUGCUAAGAUGAUUCAUGUUGCUCAAACUUUGCCUGAUCUUGCUCGACCAAGCCAUGAUCAUAUUUACAAGGCUAUCAAUAUCUUUCUCAAGGAGCAUCCAGAAGUGAGCAAAGUAGAGAAGAAGCGGUUAUGUCGAGUUCUUAACUGCCAGAAACUGUCGCCGGAAGUACGAGGACACGCGGUGAAAAACGAGCGGCUGCCGCUUAGAACAGUGGUGCAAGUUUUGUUCUUUGAGCAACAAAUCAAAGGUCCAAAGACAAGUAGCCGAGUAGCAGCCACAGAAGAGUUGCAACAAGAUGAGAUCAGAUCUGUGCCAAAACAGAGGCCAGCCAGUGGCGAUCACGAGACGAAAUCUCGAGCAGAUCGACAAAAACUGAGGAGAUCAGAGAGCACAAGAUCGAGACCCAAUGAAAAAGAAGAGCAGAAAAUGAAGAGAAAUGAGUUGCUAAAGCAAUCAAGAAGGAAGGAAGUUGUGAAUGAAGGAGAAAGAAGAUGAGGAAGUUAAAAGUGAAGAAGAACAGAGAUUGUUACUAAAAACAGAGACAAACAGAGAUUCCAUUUCUUUCUCAUUUACAGGCUUCUUUUUUUUUGUUAUUUUUUGUUGUUCAUGAGUUGGGUGUUGCCAUAAGAGUGUGUUAUGAUAAAUAAGAUUCAUUUUCAUAGGCCAAAUGUUGGCAAAAUUUAAAUGAAAGGAAAGGAAGAUGUGCACCUCCA